This is a messenger RNA of Nasonia vitripennis (jewel wasp), 2732 nucleotides long. Its product is annotated as STAM-binding protein-like A. The record is from RefSeq and is a predicted model, not a curated record. Lineage: Eukaryota; Metazoa; Arthropoda; Insecta; Hymenoptera; Pteromalidae. Bases 241 to 1530 code for a protein of 429 amino acids. Gene Ontology annotation, biological process: protein K63-linked deubiquitination. The transcript has 8 exons. Gene Ontology annotation, cellular component: endosome; membrane. Gene Ontology annotation, molecular function: metal-dependent deubiquitinase activity; protein binding; K63-linked deubiquitinase activity.
UAUAAGUAUACACACACAACGACACCAUGGCAAAAUCUUUGCUACAUUUCGUGAAUGAUAAAUCGCGAUUGAUUUAGUCGUGAUAUUUCAUAUUUUAUAAAUGUCUCUAAUGAAUAUUGUGACGUGCUUUGACUAUCUCUAUUUACUUUUUUAUGUGACUUAAGACCGCUCUUUGUUAACCGAGUAAUUGAUAUUUCACAAUUUUAUGAUUAGUGUAUCUAACCUAAAAUUUUUAUAAAAAUGGAAAGAGAAAAAGAUAAAUCAGAUGUGAAAAGUCAUAAACAAUCAUUAAGAAAUGAUAUGCCAAAGUUGAUUUCUCCAGAAACUCGAUUACAGCACUGCUUUGACACUGGGAAAAAGUUUUCCUUUGAAGUGAAUAAUUCGAUCAUGAGAUAUUAUCGAUCAGGAAAAGAAUUAAUUCGACAAGCAGAUGUAUACACAAAAGAGGGAGAUUUGGAGAAAGGAUAUAUUCUAUAUAUAAGAUGUUUAACAAUUUUUCUGGAAAAAUUAGAAACUCAUCCCGAGUACCAUACGAUCCCAGCUAAUGAUAAAGAUCAUAUAAAGAACACUUUGAAAGAAAUAUUUCCAAAGACUGAAGCUCUGAAGAAAAAACUUUUGGAACAAUAUAAACAUGAAUAUGCAAAACAAAAACAGGAGUAUGAAGAACAAGAAAGAAUAGAACUCGAAAGGCUUAGACAAGAGCAACAAAGACUGAAAGAAGAAGAAGAAGAACGAGCACUACAAUUAAAUUCUUCAGCACACUCAGGAGCUCUUAAACUCGGAGUAGCUGCUGGAGCAUUAACAUCUGCAGAUGAAUUCAGAUUGAAACGUCAUGUUAUACCCCCUAAAACAUAUGUACCGUCUCAAUACGAUGAGCAAGCCCAAUCUUCGAAAGAUAGAAAAGUACCAUCCGUUGAUCGCUCGACUAAACCAACAUCGCUGACAUCAGGUGACAGACUUAGAGACAUAGUAGUACCAAGCAAAUUAAUGCAAAAUUUCUUGAAAUUGGCCUUCAGUAAUACCUCUAAUAAUAUUGAAACCUGCGGGAUAUUGGCUGGAAGAUUAGAAAGAAACAGAUUACUAGUAACCCAUUUCUUGAUACCAAAGCAAACUGGUUCUCCCGACUCUUGCGUCACACACAAUGAAGAGGACAUCUUUGAUUUUCAAGAUCAACAUAAUUUGAUUACUCUUGGAUGGAUCCAUACACAUCCAACACAAACGGCGUUUCUAUCCAGCGUAGAUCUGCAUACUCACUGUGCUUACCAACUUAUGAUGGCUGAAGCAAUUGCAAUAGUUUGUGCUCCAAAAUAUGAUGAGACCGGCUUUUUCCACUUGACACCAGAUUAUGGUUUGAACUAUAUAGCUAAUUGCAGAGAAACUGGUUUUCAUCCGCACCCUUCUGAACCACCAUUAUUCACUGUAAGACAUAAAUGCAAUCAUACUUCAGAACUUACAUAUAGCUUGACUGCAAAACAUUUUAUAUUGGACCCUCUGGCACCUAUAGAAGCUGUUGAUUUACGAAGAAAAUGAUAUGGCACAGUUAGUGAUAAAGAUAUUUUAAACACUCGAAAAAUUGUUAAAAUACAAUUCAAAAGUGAUACUUUUUUCGAUUGAAUUCUGGUGCUAAAAAAAGAUUUUUCAAAUAAUUUUUUAACCAUUUUGUAAAAAUGUUAACUCUUACAAGUGCAUCAAACAGACUUAUAAUUAGUAGCAUAUAAGACUUUUUAUUUUAUAAAAAAUUAUUUUUUAUAAUCGAAAAAGGAUUUCUACAAAAGGGCAAAAAUUACUUGAAAAAUCUAUUUAUAUUUACCAGAAGAACUUUUUAUUGUAAUUUCAAAGUGGAGAAGUAUUUAAUCAUUUAUUAAAGAGUAAAAUAUACAUAUAGAUAUAAAUAUUAUUAGAUUUAUAUAAUUCUAAGUGCACAAUGUACAUACAAAAAUUGCAUUGCACUAAAACACGAAGAAAACUGUGUUUUCGAUGCUUUGAGCAUUUUAUUAUUUUUGUGAAAAUUUAAUCUGGAAUUGUAUAUAUUUUAUUUAAAUUUGUAAUUCUUUACACAUAUAUAGACACUUGCUAUACAGAUGCAUUUCUUAGCAAAAUCAUGAAUUAAUACGAGUACGAUAGGAUAAAAAUACGCUGUUUUAUAUUAUUUAUUGUAAUUUAUGCAGUAAUUAUCCGAAUUGUAUGAAACUGUAUUUAAUUUUACUUAGCGAGGAAAGUGAGAUUGUAAUUUUUCCCGUAUUGUUUGAGUGAUAUUAACACUAUACGACGAUAUUUCAGUCAUCAAAUUAGGCACUGAAUAUAAUCAAUUUCAAGAAAAUCUAUAUAAGCAUCGCAAUCAUCAUUAAAUUAAAAUAAUGCGAAAAAAGCUUUUAUACAACUAUUCAAAGCUCUUAAAAAAUGUGUCCUAUGAAAUCCAGUUAUUAUAGAUUAUUGCAAUAGUGCGUAAAGCAAAUUUAAAUGUACCGUCUUUUUUGUUGAUUCUUUUUUUUUUGCAGAAGAUUACUGUGCCUUUGAAAUAAAUGAUCAUGUAUGUAUUUCUUUAUAUAUAUAUAAUAGAUCCACUGUGAAAAUGUUUAAGUCUGCUCUGUAAAUGUCAAUUAUUUAGUUUUAGAAAAACACAUGUCGGUGAUCAAAAGGCUUAAUUCCUAGUCUAAUAUUACUUAUCUCUUACAUUACAUGUACCUUUUUUUAUGAUCACAUAGUCGAAUAAAAAAAUUAUACUGUUUGUA